CGAUGUAUGGCACCGACCACGACGGGAGCAGAGUGACUGGCAGCUACUGCACAUCGCGUCUCGCCGAUUUCGUUUUGGAUCCCGACGUGGCCAGCAUUCGUUCCUUUCUGGCCGAGCUGCAUCACGAAACCUCCGUUACUAGAUGGUGCUGCCCCCUGGAUGACGCACAAAAAUUUAUGCUGAGAAGCGAAGUAUUUCAUGACGAGCCAGCUGCCGUGCUGUCGUAUUACGAGAUAUAUGACAAACUAAAGGAACGGUUGCCCACGAUCUGGGAUAGCGGGGAACUCAAGGCCGAUGAAUGGUUCUCCAUUUUUGGUCAGAACUGCCCUGUUAGACAGGCGAAUUUUCUUCGAGAUUCUGGCAUAGCUGGCGCCAUCGCGUGGGCACUUGACACAACUGACGUUAGCGAUGUCUAUAGUAACAUUGUGUGUCCGCCCUGGCAGGCAAUAACGCGUGCUUCUAGUACUAUCGGCGGGAGAUUUGUUGAGGUUGACUACAGCGAUGGUGAUGUUUACCCUCAGCCGUGGUCAUCAAAGGUUCUCAACAUCGCUACGGGUUACGGGACGAAUAACGGACUUGCGAUUCCUUAUUCAUGUAGCGUCGCUAACAACACGCCUCAUGCUCAACAACAGUGUGCCUUGAACGCAAAGUCCAAGCGUGUCCCGUGGGGUACUCAAGUCACGCGCAUUAAACCGGUUAAAUCCGACGAAAUUUCGUCAUCACCAGACAAUUCUACCGACCCGACAUCGACUGAUUGUCAGGUAAAGGUCAGCGGCGCAAAUAGCUCGACCACUCUCGCCGCACCCACUGCGCGCAAACCUGCGAAGACCGGACAAAAACCCAAAGCGAAAUCGGUGAAGAUGGUGGACAAAUCUACGCAGACGUCGUCCUUCCAGCUGUACGUGAGAAGGUCGUCUUCGCGGACUCCGUCUCCGGUUCCCGCCGCGCUGAGACUGAGGGAAGCCGAGAUGCGGAGGCGGCAGGGUGCGCGCGCAUCGUCUGACGUCAUCGUUAGGUCUCCGCCUGCCAUGGCAACCAAAGACCUGCUCGCGCUCGAGGAGGACACAACGAAAGCAAUCUUCUCGGACCUGGUGAACGAGAUGUUCCCGGCCGUAGAUUGUCGAGACGAGAGCACGAACCUGUUCAGGUCGCUGAAUUCACGGCAGCAGCAGCGCUGCAUCGUGAUGGUUGUGACUCUACUCGUGAUUUUCUUCUCGAUCGUUGUCUGACUGCCGUGAGCUCGAGACACGCGAUUCCGAGCACUUACGGUCGCUUCACUUCCAGGAUAUAUAUAUAUAUGUAUAUGUAUAUAUAUAUAUAUAUAGUCAUGUGAUCGAACGAGCAUUAUUACGCGUGCACAACGUCACCAUGUGAAGUGAACACCGUGUUUGCAUAGCUAAUUAUGCAAAUCUAACGGUGUACGCCGUGGUGAAGCUCAAACUCAGGAUUAUUAGAUAAAUAGUCAUUAUCCACUACCGUGUAGUUGUAGCAACGUAGAUUCUAAAUACUAUCAUUAUAUAUCCCAUCCGCCAAAACAAUACCCACUGUGAUAAUGAGUUUGUGUGCGAAUAUUACGUAGUGUAGAACCACGGUUAUAGAGUUGAGUAAUAACAGCUUACAAUUUUUGAUUACCCUGAUGUUAUGACAUGAAUUUUUACUAGUUUGGCACAGACCUAGCAUUUGUUAGCAUCGCGUCGUGUAAUAGAUUAUCGCGUGUGUGUAUGUGUAUGUGUGUGCGUGCGUGUGCGCGCGUGUGAGUGUGUGGUGU
Messenger RNA from Priapulus caudatus, 1768 nucleotides. RefSeq lists its product as uncharacterized. The coding region runs from base 3 to 1229 and encodes 408 amino acids. Lineage: Eukaryota; Metazoa; Priapulida; Priapulimorpha; Priapulimorphida; Priapulidae. The record is from RefSeq and is a predicted model, not a curated record. The transcript has 4 exons.